Molecule: messenger RNA, 2200 nt
Organism: Vombatus ursinus (common wombat)
Lineage: Eukaryota; Metazoa; Chordata; Mammalia; Diprotodontia; Vombatidae
Product: kelch-like protein 4
Exons: 10
Coding region: 28-1737 (569 amino acids)
Molecular function (GO): protein binding
Source: RefSeq, a predicted model, not a curated record
CCUGUCGAUAACUGUCCAGCCUUGGGAAUGAAUAGUGCUAGAUCUGAGGAGUUCUUCCAGUCCACCAAUCAUGCAGAGCAGACCAUCCGCAAAAUGGAGAACUACCUCCAGCAGAAACAGCUCUGUGAUGUGCUCCUCCUUGCUGGACAUCACACAAUCCCAGCCCAUAGGCUGGUGCUGAGUGCUGCAUCAGACUAUUUUGCUGCAAUGUUUACUAAUGAUGUGCUGGAAGCCAAGCAGGAGGAGAUCAAGAUGGAGGGAAUAGACCCAGAUGCGCUGAAAGCUUUGGUGCACUACGCUUACACAGGUGUCUUAGAAUUAAAAGAAGACACCAUAGAAAAUCUGCUGUCUGCAGCCUGUCUCCUCCAGCUUUCUCAAGUCAUUGAAGUAUGCUGCAAUUUCCUCAUCAAGCAGCUCCAUCCCUCCAACUGCUUAGGGAUUCGCUCAUUUGGCGAUGCACAGGGAUGUAUGUAUCUCCUAAAGGUGGCACAUGACUACACGAUGGAACACUUUGUAGAGGUGACAAAGAACCAGGAAUUUCUCCUACUUCCAGCUAAUGAAAUUGCAAAACUUUUGUCUAGUGAUGACAUUAAUGUGCCAGAUGAAGAAGCUAUAUUCCAUGCUUUAAUGAUAUGGGUAAAGCAUGAUUUUCAGAACAGACAGCAACACCUGGGAAUGCUCCUGUCUUUAAUUAGAUUGCCAUUACUUCCACCACAGUUACUGGCUGAUCUCGAGAAUAGUACCAUGUUCGUGCAUGACCUGGAGUGUCAAAAGCUCCUGAUGGAAGCUAUGAAGUAUCAUCUCUUGCCAGAGAGAAGGUCCAUGAUGCAAAGUCCUCGGACCAAGCCUCGAAAAUCGACAGUGGGGGCCCUGUAUGCAGUGGGAGGCAUGGAUGCCACCAAAGGCACCACCACAAUUGAAAAAUAUGACCUUCGUACAAACAGUUGGAUACAAGUUGGUACCAUGAAUGGUCGGCGAUUGCAGUUUGGAGUUGCAGUCAUUGACAACAAGCUCUAUAUUGUGGGCGGAAGAGAUGGUCUAAAAACUUCAAACACCGUGGAAUGUUUUAAUCCAGUGGCCAAAAUCUGGUCCAUUAUGCCUCCCAUGUCAACUCAUAGACAUGGUCUGGGGGUGGCCAUGCUCGAAGGACCGAUGUAUGCUGUUGGUGGCCAUGAUGGAUGGAGUUAUCUUAACACUGUAGAAAGAUGGGACCCUCAAGCACGGCAGUGGAAUUACGUGGCUAGCAUGUCAACUCCUCGGAGCACAGUGGGCGUCGCGGCAUUGAACAGCAAAUUAUAUGCUGUUGGUGGACGAGAUGGAAGCUCUUGUUUAAAGUCUAUGGAGUGUUUUGACCCUCACACCAACAAAUGGAGUAUGUGUGCAUCAAUGUCAAAAAGACGCGGCGGUGUUGGGGUUGCAACGUACAAUGGAUUGUUAUACGCUGUUGGAGGACAUGAUGCCCCUGCAUCCAACCACUGUUCCAGGCUGUCUGACUGUGUGGAAAGGUAUGACCCCAAAACAGACACAUGGACAACAGUAGCCCCUUUAAGCAUCCCUCGUGAUGCUGUCGGGGUCUGUCCUCUUGGAGAUCGUCUGUAUGCAGUGGGAGGAUAUGACGGACAUUCGUAUUUGAACACAGUCGAGUCCUAUGAUGCACAAAAUAAUGAAUGGACAGAGGAAGUUCCUGUUAACAUUGGAAGAGCUGGAGCUUGCGUUGUGGUUGUGAAACUGCCCUAAUGAGAUCCAGCAAACAUAAAAGCAAACCAAACUCCCAGCUCAUGAACCAGUGUAGGAGGAGAAGAAGAAGAAAGCAAACACAUUUGAAGUAGCAGCUGUGCUUGUUGGGAGCUAGCUACUAAAUGGGCAAAUCACAUUGGGCUUGGUAUAUGAUUCAAAACUAAAUUUAGAGUUUCUUUAUUUUCCAAGCAGGAAUUACACAUGACAGUCACCUAAAAGUGUUGUCACAGUUGAUUCAUAUAAAGCCCCAUCCAAUGAACCACGUUUAAGUCUUUUGAAUGAAAAUACUCAAUGUUUAAUGAAACUUGGUAAUGGCCAAGGCAGGACACGUUAUGAUGUGAAACAAAAUAGAGAAAGGAGUGUUGAUCUUGGGGUCAUCAAAUCCUAGAUCUGCCACUUACUACCUAUGUGACCUUGGGAAGUCACUUAAUCUGUCUGGGCCUCAGUUUCCUUAGCUGUAAAA